AUGGACACCGCAUCCUCAAACGGUGGUGUGAGGCGGUGGCGGCAAUCUUUAGCAAUGCAAAAACUCAUGGUUCAUCCAUUUAACCUGACAAGUGGCCCCACAGCCAUCUUCGAAGCUUGUUCCUGGGGCUCCCCACGAAAUGUGCAUAGGUGCGUUGCCUCCUUCCUUGUACACACUCCUGCUGCUCAUCCAACAGUUCCUCCGUGCGCCGCCGCCGGGGGCUCCUGCGCUCUGCUUUCUCUCUCUUCUCCCCGCCAGGCGGAAAAUCUGCUGCACCAGCUGCAGGAGAGUUUUCAAGCCCUGACUGAGAAGAUAACGCUGAGAAUGGAAGAAAUGGGUGAGCGCAUUGAUGACCUUGAGAAGCACGUUGCUGACCUGAUGACAGAGGCUGGGAUAGAAAGCACCGAUGAAGACUUGAAACACUGAAAUGAGGAAGUGAGCAAGAUAGAGAGAAUAACACCACCCUGGAUCUGGGAGUUUACAAUCAGUCACUACUCACAGAAAGCAUCAGUGAAAAGAAACGCACUUGCAUGAUGUCACAAUAGAAUCGCAAUUUUUUUUUCACUAUUGCCCCAGAAAAAGAAGUGGAAAGCUGGGUUUAUUCAUCUAAACGGGACACCGUAUUUCCUGUAAAUGGGAAAGAACUAUUAGUUUCAGGGGAAGCAA
This is a messenger RNA of Egretta garzetta (little egret), 666 nucleotides long. It is a transcript of the gene HSBP1L1, whose product is annotated as heat shock factor binding protein 1 like 1. NCBI's taxonomy places the organism in Eukaryota, Metazoa, Chordata, Aves, Pelecaniformes, Ardeidae. Gene Ontology annotation, cellular component: nucleus; cytosol. Gene Ontology annotation, biological process: cellular heat acclimation. Gene Ontology annotation, molecular function: transcription corepressor activity. Bases 1 to 426 code for a protein of 141 amino acids. The transcript has 4 exons. The record is from RefSeq and is a predicted model, not a curated record.